AGGUAAAGUCGGCGUUCUCUCUCCAGAGCUCUCUGGAGUCGCAUUCUCAAUCCGAAAUUCAUACUGUUCGCGUCGAAGUCGCGCUAAAACACCGAGAACAAUUAAUCGCAUGAAGAACUGCAGCUGAAAUCGCGAGACAAUAGAGCACAAAACCAAGCAAAUACCGUACAAAUCAGCUACGUUUAUGGCGCAUCAGGAGAAGAGGAAGAGUCUGCGCCCCGUCGCCCCCGCCUUUCAUCACACAAACAACAACAACAACAAGGAGCAGAGCUAACACAAAAUACCUUACAUAUAUAUUUUUGCUACCACUUUUGUAUGGUUAACACUAAGAACGCUCCAUUGAUUUAUUGAGCACACUGCCGAGUUUUCAAGUUUUUCAAGACGUUGCCAGCUGUUUCCACCGCUCUUCGCCUCCCCAUCUUCCCUCCUCCUUCCUCUAAAGAAAGCGAGAGCGCGGUCAACGUCCUGCGAAGAGAGAGAGAAAGACAGAGAGACCGCGAUAGCAGCGAAGGUGAGCGAAAGGACACCGGCGGCCUCUUCUUCUUCGCCGCGAAGUAAUUUAAAGUAAAUCUGAAGUGGCAAACAAAGUUGUUAAAGAUAAGGCCCACAGGCCGGCAAACGUAAUCGUAAUCAGCAACGUAAUCCCCCGCGAACCAGAAAAUUAAACCCAAAAUGCGCCUGUUUCCAGUCCGAUUCUCCGCCGCCUCCUCUUCGCUGGGGAGUCUGGCCAAAAUGCUCGACUUCUACUCGGGCUUCAAUCCGUCGCCCCUCUCGAUAAAGCAGUUUAUGGACUUUGGUCAAAAUGCCUGCGAAAAGAAAUCUUACAUAUUCCUGCGCAAGGAGCUCCCAGUUCGACUGGCGAAUAUCAUGAAGGAGAUCGCCCUUCUCCCGGAUAACCUAUUGCACACAAGAUCCGUAAGCGAAGUGAGCUCCUGGUACGUCAAGAGCUUCGAAGAUGUGCUCAUUUACGAGAAAGCCGAGCCCACCCACGACAAUCUGCAAAAGUUUGUGGCCGAUUUAGAUCUCAUUAGAAAUCGACACAACGAUGUAGUGCAAACGAUGGCUCAGGGUGUGAUCGAAAUGAAGGAGAACGAGGGCGGCCAGGUGGAUGCGCCCACCGAGAGCUCCAUUCAGUACUUUCUCGACAGGCUCUACAUGUCACGGAUCAGCAUUCGCAUGCUGAUCAACCAGCACACCCUGCUCUUUGGAGGAAAUCCCCAUGCGGGUGGCCGCCACAUUGGGUGUCUGGAUCCCGCCUGUGAUCUGUCGGAUGUGGUUCGCGAUGCCUACGAGAACGCCCGCUUCCUGUGCGAUCAGUACUACCUGACCAGUCCGGCGCUGGAGAUCCAGCAGCACAGCAGCGAGCCUGGCGACAACCUGCCCAUCCGCACAGUGUACGUGCCCUCUCAUCUGUACUACAUGCUUUUCGAGCUCUUCAAGAACUCCAUGCGUGCGGUUGUGGAGCACCAUGGCCAUGACAACAACGACACAUUGCCGCCGCUGAAGGUGGCCAUUUGCAAGGGCAAGGAGGACAUCUGCGUGAAGAUCUCUGACCAGGGUGGCGGCAUUCCCCGCUCCCAGACCGACCAGCUCUUCAAGUACAUGUACAGCACAGCGCCGCAGCCCUCGAAGUCGGAUCUGCACACGGUGCCUUUAGCGGGCUAUGGAUAUGGCCUGCCGAUCUCAAGGCUCUACGCUCGCUACUUCCACGGCGACAUUGUGCUGCUCUCCUGCGAGGGAUUCGGCACCGAUGCGAUCAUUUAUCUGAAGGCUCUGUCCGACGAGGCCAACGAAUUGCUGCCGAUCUUCAACAAAACAAGCUCUAAGUUCUAUCGCGCCACCGUGCCAACGGGUGACUGGUCCAAUCAGAGCUCCGAUAUGAAUGCACGCCAGCUGUCGGCCAGCAUACCAAAGCGCUGCGACUUUAUUCAGGACGCUUGAAGGAGGCGCUGUGGCAGCAGGUACUCAGGUUUAGGAAAAAGGACGAUUCAGGAACAAACUGUUACGUGGAUGUCAAAAUCUCGAUAUAUAUCACUGGCCCUAGGCAAACAUUCCCAAACUGCAGCAGCAACAGAAGCAACUGAAAUUUGUAUUCAUGGCAGUAACGUGUAGUUAUCGUGUUGUUAUUUGAAAACGAAAAAAAAAACGGAUGCAUAAUAAAUAAUGCAAAUUGUUAAAGAUCAA
Messenger RNA from Drosophila suzukii, 2184 nucleotides. It is a transcript of the gene Pdk, whose product is annotated as pyruvate dehydrogenase kinase. Gene Ontology annotation, molecular function: pyruvate dehydrogenase (acetyl-transferring) kinase activity. Gene Ontology annotation, biological process: protein phosphorylation; regulation of glucose metabolic process. The record is from RefSeq and is a predicted model, not a curated record. Lineage: Eukaryota; Metazoa; Arthropoda; Insecta; Diptera; Drosophilidae. Gene Ontology annotation, cellular component: mitochondrion.